GUGUAAUAACUCUUUAUUUCAAAAAUCACGAUUGAGUAAAUAAAAAGCUGACUCAGCUUUAUAUAUUUAUAGAUUCAAAUUGCAAAUCAAUUUUCUCUUGAAUUUAUUUUCAACAAAUAUCAACAACGCUAUUCAAAUUUCGCAUUGCUCCUAUUAUUAACAGCUUUGCAAUUCAAUUAUUGAUCUUUGAAGCUCAUUAAUUGAUAAUUGAUACUUCCGCCCCUUUGUUUGAAAGGAUCAUUGCUUCAAUUGUAUAUCCACUCAAUUGCACUACCUCCUUCACCCCGCAACGAAUCAUGACCAAAUUUCCAAGCGAGAGGGCUUUGUCUGAGCGAUAUUAUUACGACCCCAAACCAGGGGCACUGCAUAUGGGCGAUCUUAUCAAUCAGGCAAAAGAUGGGCAAUAUGUUAAAGACAUUUUAUCAGAUUUUGUUCAAGGCGCGAUUAUCUUAGCAAAGCAUUGUGGCUAUAUUAAAAUCUGGGAGGGGCAAUUAUUUCAAUUGCCAUUCAUUAAAGGUAUGAAGGUUCGAGCAAAUCAACCUCAUUGCGGUCACCCUUUCAAUGGGCCAGAUGGGCGCCCUAUGAUGCACGAAGGCCGCCUGCUUCGAGGGUUUGAUGGCAGCGAUACCGAUGCACCCUCUAGUUGGGACUUUGAUACUUUAAGCUCCUCUAUAGAGCUUAAGGAUUGGAGGGAUCAAAUUCUGUAUGCCAAUCAAGGUGAGGCGGGCACGAAAUAUGAAAGAGCCUCCAAUCGAAAUUCCUUAAAAGAGUGCGAUAAUUGGGUCAAUGCGCAAAAAUACACUCCCAGUCAGAAUUCAAUUCCUCAAGCUCCCGGCGCCCAAAUCUAUCCAAUACCUGAAGGUGACGAGAGUGAUGGAGUCGCAUCUUUAAAGCGAAAGCCGUCAAAAAGUUCGAAAGGAAGGGGUGAGCAAUCAAAUCGAUUGAAAAAGCUAAAGCGAGGCUUUGAAUGGAGAGCGGAUCGACAAAGUGAGAGUGAGAGUGAGGGUUCCGAUAAACCUUCCUUAAAUUCGACACAUGGUGAAUCAAGGAGCAAUUCAAUUGAGAAAAGUCAAUAUAUUGGAAUCCCUCCUCCAAUUCUUCCUCCAAAGCGACAGCAAUCAACUUCAAUUGCUACGAGCGAUGCUCUCCAAAGCAAUCGGGAUUUGUUACCCGAUCAAACUUCGAGUGCCCUCAUUCCCAAAGGCGGGUCGAUAGAAAUUGAGAGUUCCCUACAAUGCGUAAAGGAAAGGGUAGACAUCUGUGAAUCAAGCAGCAUCAAAUUGGAUGGCCACGUUGAGGAAUCGAAAAUCGACGCAACCUCAUCUUUAAUGAGCGCAGGCCAAGCGCUGGAUAAAGCUAGCGAGACUCAACGAUCGAUGCCUUUAUUAACUAUACCAAGCAUUGCCAUUGCUCCGCCGUCAGAUGAAGGAGUAAUGGAUUCCAACAAUCCAAGCACUACCAUUCCACUAUCUGAUUCUAAUAAUUCAAACGCUGACACUCCGCCAUCUGAUUCUAAUAAUUUAGGGACUUCAGAUCGAUCGAAUUCACCAAACAAUCUCAAUAACAAAGAUGAAUUGGGAGCUCCCAUUAGCCUUGAAGAAAAGAAGCAUUCUGAUGAUCAAGCAGUGAGUGAGAAAAUGAAUGAAUUGAGAGGCAGCCCCCGAAUUCCAAAAUCGAUGAGCGCUAAUGAAUUAAAGGUUUUGCCAUCGCUUAAUGGAAAUUGCCCAACUGAUUUGAAUUUGGAUGAGGUGCGAGAAGAAUUAUUGCUGCUGCAUGAAAGUGAUUUAGCAAGCGAUCGAGUGAGCUCACCUGAAGGCUGUCUUGAAUCUGCGAAACCUGGGACUGAAUUGGAUAUUGAUUCUGCAACCUCAAUUAAUUUUCAUAUUCGAGGUGGAAGCGAUAUUCCAAUUCCCGAUUCCCAAGAGUCAAAUCUCAAUUCUCACUCCAACAAAGAGGGCGAUCUCUCUAUAUCGCGCAAAAAGUCCAAUCGACGUGGGAAGGCUUUAUUGAGGAAAAAAAUGAAGUCAUCGCGUGCACCGCAUAUCCUCUCUCAAAAGGAUAAAAGGUUCUGCAGAAUUGGAAAGCGAGCAAUAGCAAUGAAAGGCGAUGAAGAGGCGAAGAGCCAGAUUGAAAGGGGGGUGGGAGAUUGGAAGCGAGCUUUAAGGGUUAGAAAGAUUUGAGGGAUGAGAGUUGAGAGUGAAAGAGGGGAGUUGCACAUUAAUUCAAAUUCGAUGAAAGGGAGCAUUGAGAGGGAGCAUGAGAAGGAGCAUUGGGAGGGGAGCA
Messenger RNA from Botrytis cinerea B05.10, 2283 nucleotides. RefSeq lists its product as hypothetical. Bases 297 to 2180 code for a protein of 627 amino acids. The transcript is spliced from 2 exons. NCBI's taxonomy places the organism in Eukaryota, Fungi, Ascomycota, Leotiomycetes, Helotiales, Sclerotiniaceae. The record is from RefSeq and is a predicted model, not a curated record.